This is a messenger RNA of Gamsiella multidivaricata, 1206 nucleotides long. RefSeq lists its product as uncharacterized. Gene Ontology annotation, biological process: DNA-templated transcription initiation; DNA-templated transcription. Lineage: Eukaryota; Fungi; Mortierellomycota; Mortierellomycetes; Mortierellales; Mortierellaceae. The transcript has 4 exons. The coding region runs from base 137 to 1042 and encodes 301 amino acids. The record is from RefSeq and is a predicted model, not a curated record. Gene Ontology annotation, cellular component: RNA polymerase I complex.
CUUCACUUGGACACUCAUUCGCUCGACCCUUGGUUACCCUCGUCACUGUUCCCGGCUGUGCAAGAGUCCGCCCUCAUACCACUCAGGCAAACUCAACUUUUUAGUUACCACAUUCAUUACAGAGGCGAAAAAUACUAUGCCAAAGUCAACAGCCUCGCCGUCCUUCAGCUCUGGACCCUUCGUGGAGGUCUCGACCAAGCUAUAUAUCCACCUACCCCCAUGUUUCGCCACCAAACCGACCGAGGGUAUCCAAGAGCAAUUGAACGGCUUUCUCAUGAGAUAUAUGCCUCAAGUCGACGGCGUGGUAUUGGCUCACUCGGAUUUGAAGCUGCUUCAAGAGUCAGGAAGGAUCAUGUACGACUCACCUUACUGCCAUUUCUGGAUUUCUGUCAAGCUAUUGGUCUGGAAGCCCACCAAAGGAAGCAAGCUGCACGGAACCAUUAACUUGCAGUCGCCUGAUCACAUUGGUUUGCUGCUGUAUGGCACAUUCAAUGCCUCGAUCCCAUCCGAAUUCAUUCCGAAGGACAAGUACGAGUUUAACCCCAACAGCAGCUACAGCCGGGUGAAGCAACAGCAGCAAGACGGCGAAGAAGCAGAAGGCGAAGAUUCAUCAUCCGGAGUGGGUGGACUUUUGAACGGCGAAUGGGUCGUUAAGAGCACAGGCGAGAGCAUUGGACACGAAGGCGUAAUUGAAUUCGAAGUAUCGGAUUUGGUCAGGACAAACGAUAUGCUGACGGUAACAGGAUCGUUGGUGAAGGUACCUGUGACAAUGCGCCGUCCGUCGAUGAUGGUCAAGUCGACGUCGUCGUCGGACCCCGUACAAAAGAAGCGCUCCGCGCCCGAGGAGGAUGAGGGGGAGGCCGUCGCAUCACAGGAGGCAGAUCUUAAGAGGAUAAAGAAGGAAAAGAAGGAGAAGGUCAAGGAUGGCGAGGACAAGACAGAAGAUAGGAAGAUUAAGGAAAUGAAAAAAGACAGGAAGGAGAAGAAGGAUAAGAAGGAGAAGAAGGAGAAGAAAGAAAAGAAGAUCAAGGCUGAGGCAUGAUCGAUCCUGACAAAGGAAAGCAAGCAGGAACUACCCAAACUAUCAGGGACAACACGACACCGCAUAGAUUGGACUUUUUGCUGUCUCAGACAAAAAAGCACCACCCAUAUUACUUUGCACCCUACCUUCAUGCAAUUCACGCAUAUACAUCUAUUAAAACCACG